AUGUCAUUGAGUUCGCCUACAACAGGAAGUCCAACAAAAUCUCCUCAACAUCAUCAUACUCAUUCUCAUAGAGACUAUAAAGGAUUCUUUAAGAGGCAUUUUUCCUUAAAUAAGAAAUCUGAAGAAGACGAAGGGGAAAUUAGAAAAUCAUUUCAAGAAGUUUCAUCCUCUUCAACUAGAAAUAUUAAUGAAGAUAUGGCAAACCUUUCACUUCAGACAGAUGCCAAUAAUAUUGUACCUUUGGUUAAUCCGGGUCAUAGUGAUCCUACUGUACAACAUACAGAACACGUAUUAACUCCAAAGACUGAAGAAGUUCCAUUGAAUAUUUCAGAUUUAGCGGAUACAACGGCAAAAAAUAAUAAUAAUAAUACUAAUGUAAAUGAUGCUAUUAAGACUACAACAAAUGAUGCUAAUCCAACUAUAAUGUCCUUGAAACAAAAUUUGUUAGAUACAACGGAUGUAACAAUGGCGCCUUCGAUAUCUGAGGACUCAACAACAACAUCGACAGAUACUAAUCAUAUUAUAAUUCCUCAAUCUGAAGGAACUACAGUGAAUGAAAAUAAUAUAAGUGAAUCCCCUUAUGGUAAAAAGCAAAGUCAUCCAUACCAAUAUGAAUAUUUCCCAUUGACAAGUGAUAAAAAUAGUAAUAGUAUUGAUGAAGAUGCAGGUGUGUUACAAAAUGAGGACAAAUUGAUUAACCAAGCCAUCUUUCAAAACGUUGUUAAACGUGACAUGAAGAGGAAAAGAAAUGAUUCAAUGUCAAGUGGUAAUACAGGUGCUAAGUUAGCAAUGACUCAAUCAAAGGAAACGAAAAGAGAACAAUCCGUAGAAUCAUCUCCAAAAGAGAAACAAAAGAUGUCUGCUACAGCGGCAAUCAUGAUGAAAUUAUAUAAUAAUGAUACACAAAUUAAAAAUGAUAAAGCUAAUGAGGUAUACAAACGUGCUGAUUCAUUAAAUGGUAACAACAAUAAUAACAGUGAUGUCAACUUUGAAGAAUCCUUAAGAAGGAGACAAGAAAAUUACGCUUUGAAGGAAGCUGAACAAUUAGAUGGACCUCAAUCAAAGGAACUAGAUGUUAAGUCUCCUUCCAUAGUUCCAGAAAAUAAAAAAUUGAAAAUGAAAAAGACAAUUACCACAGAAUCAUCAUACUCUUCAGAUACUGACUCAGACAUGGACGAAGAUGAAGAAGACGUAGAAGUUAUCUUGAAAUGGAGGGAUAAAAUUUCAGAUAUUGCUGAUGUUAAGAUAUAUGUCAUCUCAAAGGAAAUAGUUUCCACGCUAUUGGCCGUUCAUCCACAUCAUGAAAUAAAUGAAGCAGAUAAGAAAGAAUGUAGAUUACAUAUGAUUUAUGAUCAAAAGCAAAAAGAAUGGUUCGUACCGGGAUUGUUUUUACCUGCCGGUAUUUACAGAUUUCAGUUUUCUAUUAACGGUAACUUGACCCAUUCAAACUAUUUACCAACCGCAACUAAUACUUUAGGUAGCAUAGUAAAUUGGUUCGAAGUCCUUCCUGGAUAUGAACAAAUUGAACCAUACCGUGAUUAUGAUAAGAUUAAUUCUAGUUCAAUAAAUCUCUACGAUGAUAAUGGUGAUAAUACAGCUCAGAGAACCUAUUCAACAGCAUCAUUGACAGAUUAUGCUGGUAUUAGUAGAUCAAAUUCAAUGAUUAAUAAAUCUUCAGGAUCAACUUUAAGGAUUGCCAAUUACUUCAAUGCAUUACAACCUUUAACCCCCAAGAAACCAGAAUAUAGUAAUGAGAUUCCUGAACUAUUUAAGUUUGACACUGAUUUAACAGGUCCUCCACCUCAGCCAGCUGAUGUGAAUGCACCUUUUGAUAUGACACUAUCUAAAGUUGUCGAUUGUAAUCAAGAUGAAUUAUUUGCCAAUAUGCAAAGAGUCGCCAAGAUGAGCGCAGAUGAAGCUGAGAAAUUUUUCCUAACCAAAUUUAAAGUAGCAGAGCUUCCUGUGUACUUAAAUUCGAAUUAUUUGAAUAAAAACUUUAGUAAUGAAGUUAACCAUAUUAUCCCACACGUCAACUUGAAUCAUUUAUUGACCAGUUCUAUUAAAGAUGAGAUCAUAUGCGUCGGUUGCACUACAAGAUAUGCAGGAAAAUUUAUUACACAAGUCAUGUAUGCCCCAUGUUCUUCUCAACCAAACACAAAAUAG
Maudiozyma saulgeensis is the source of this 2163-nucleotide messenger RNA. Lineage: Eukaryota; Fungi; Ascomycota; Saccharomycetes; Saccharomycetales; Saccharomycetaceae. The record is from the annotation of a GenBank genome assembly.